Molecule: messenger RNA, 689 nt
Organism: Coregonus clupeaformis (lake whitefish)
Lineage: Eukaryota; Metazoa; Chordata; Actinopteri; Salmoniformes; Salmonidae
Gene: crcp
Product: calcitonin gene-related peptide-receptor component protein
Exons: 6
Coding region: 82-525 (147 amino acids)
Biological process (GO): transcription initiation at RNA polymerase III promoter
Cellular component (GO): RNA polymerase III complex
Molecular function (GO): nucleotide binding
Source: RefSeq, a predicted model, not a curated record
GGGCUAGGAACUCAUCUUCUCAGCAAUUUUUUCCCCAACCGGAUAAAUUUGGCAACGGACCAAGCAAGAGUUGCUGGCUAAAUGGAAGUAAAGGAUGCCAAUGCUGCUAUGCUCAGCAACUAUGAGGUCUACCAGCUCCUGACAGAUCUGAAGGAACAGCGAAAGGACAGUGGGAAGAACAAACACAGCGCUGGACAACAGAACCUCAACACCAUCAUGUACGAGACGCUGAAGUACCUGUCCACGACUCCAUGCAGCAGGCAGAACCCAGAGACUGUCAAGAACUUCCUUACCACCAUGGUGCCUCACAAACUCACCAAGGCUGAGAAGCUGCAGCUACUGAACCACAGACCAGAGACUGCUGUAGAGAUCCAACUGAUGGUAGAGGAGAGUGAGGAGCGGUUGUCAGAGGACCAGAUUGAGGAGCUCAUUCAGAAGGUCACAGACGUGCUCCCAGGCGACCCAGAACAAGAAGGCUCCGCCCCCAGCAAUGAGGCAGAGAUGGGAGAGGGCAUUGACCAAUAGCCACGAGCCCUGAUGGAGCCUGUCUGUGACUGAGGGAGGGAGCCUGAGCUGAACAGGAGUUAAAACAGUGUACAGAAAAGACUGGAAAUCCACUUUCAUGCUCAUUUGGGUGCUCUCGACUGGACAUGGAAGUAUGCAGAAUGGAAUACAGUCAGAUAUUACCA